AUGGAAGAACCAACGGACGAUGCCAUCCAAGAGCUUAGGUGGCAACUGGAAAGCGCAGCAAUAAAAUGCUCAGAGCGUUGUCUCUAUCAAUCGGCAAAAUGGGCCGCCGAAAUGCUCGAUUCUCUCCGGAGUCUACAUCAUGAAGACACCGAUAUCGAAUCGCCCAUGGACAUCAAUGAACUUGCACCACCGCCUCCCAACCCUUACCUACCCGUGCGGGACAUAGCAGAAGCUAGCCUUGAAGCGCAAGAGUCCUACAAAUACCUUCUGGCCAAAUCCUACUUCGACACUCGCGAAUAUGACCGCUGUGCGGCCGUGUUCCUUCCUCCAACGACCCCACCUGUUCCUUUGUCGGUCACCUCACCCAACUCUAAAUCCAGACAACAACGGGCCUCAAACAAGGGCAAGGAUAAGACAACGCCAUUCCAAGGCUCGAAGGCUCAAACGCACCAGAAUCCGUAUCCCAGACUCAGCCAAAAAUCACUAUUUCUCGCCCUGUAUGCCAAAUAUCUAGCUGGAGAGAAGCGAAGAGAGGAGGAAACAGAGAUGGUCCUAGGUCCAGCAGACGGUGGGAUGGCGGCCAAUCGGGAAUUGCCAGGCCUAGCGCGAGGGCUAGAUGGGUGGUUGAAGGAUCGAAGCGCACAAGGCUUGGAAGAUCAAGGUCAAGGAUGGUUGGAGUAUCUAUACGCCGUUGUUCUGUUGAAAGGACGCAAUGAGGAGCUAGCAAAGAAAUGGCUUCUCCGCUGUGUGCAUCAGAACCCAUACCACUGGGGCGCUUGGCAGGAAUUGAACGAUCUUCUGGCUAGCACAGAGGAUUUGAAACAAAUACUUGGCUUGCUCCCGCAGAAUGUCAUGAGCAUCAUAUUUUACGUUUACUGCAGCCAGGAGCUGUACCAGGAUACGGAUGAGACUUACAGAGCCUUGACCGAACUGGAGUCUACGUUCCCGGAGAGUGCAUUCUUAAAAACACAGCGCGCAUUACUCUGUUAUCAUUCAAGAGGUAACCCCCUGACUUCCCAGAUUGUCAUUCAGCGUCUUUUUCCUGACACGAUACAACCAGACUUUGAGGAGGCAUCCAAAAUAUUUGAAGGCAUCCUGGCAACAUCACCCCACCGCCUAGACAGCCUCGAUCACUAUUCAAACAUUCUUUACGUGAUGGACCAUCGACCUCAACUUGCCUUCGUUGCUCAGGUCGCAACCGCUACGGACAAAUUCCGUCCCGAAACCUGCUGUGUUGUCGGAAACUACUACUCUUUGAAAUCUGAGCACGAGAAGGCAGUAAUGUACUUCAGACGUGCACUCACCCUUGACCGCAACUUCUUGUCUGCCUGGACCCUUAUGGGCCAUGAAUACAUUGAGAUGAAAAAUACGCACACGGCCAUUGAAUCGUACCGUCGUGCUGUCGACGUCAACCGCAAAGACUACCGUGCCUGGUACGGUCUUGGACAGGCCUACGAAGUCUUGGACAUGUCAUUCUACGCCUUGUUCUACUAUCAACGCGCGGCUGCACUACGUCCAUACGAUCCAAAGAUGUGGCAGGCAGUGGGCUCUUGCUAUGCGAAAAUGGGCCGGAUAGAACAAAGUAUCCAAGCCCUCAAGCGCGCACUGGUGGCUGGAUCAUCUCACACAGAUGAUGGCGGCAACGCUACAAACUUUGGUCCUGGAUCUCGGAAAAUUCUCGACCCAGAAACCCUUCAUCAAAUCGCAACAUUGUACGAGCGACUUGGCGAUGAGGACGAAGCCGCCGCGUACAUGGAACUCACUCUGCAACAAGAGUCUGGUGCUCCUCCUGGCGAGGAGAAUAGCGACGAAGAAGAUUCCUCGUCUUCCUCGGAACGGACCACUCAUAGCGAUGCCGAGAUUGAGCAUUCAGAGGACGAAGAUGUUGAUACCUCGCGGAGACGCCGCCAGAAUCGCAAGGCCCGUGCCAAGACCGAGUCGUACGGUAUCCAAAAUGAUGACUCGAUCAACAGUGAGUCGUGGCACGGUACUGGCGUCACUGCAACCACUUCCAAAGCAAGGCUGUGGUUGGCACAGUUCGCAUCAAGGAAUGGUGACCUAGACCGUGCAGACCAACUGGCGAGCGAGUUAUGUCAGGAUGGUAUCGAGGUGGAGGAGGCCAAGGCGUUGAUGAGAGAUGUGCGGGCGAGAAGAGAAGACGCAGGCUAG
This is a messenger RNA of Penicillium arizonense, 2169 nucleotides long. Its product is annotated as anaphase promoting complex subunit CDC23. NCBI's taxonomy places the organism in Eukaryota, Fungi, Ascomycota, Eurotiomycetes, Eurotiales, Aspergillaceae. Bases 1 to 2169 code for a protein of 722 amino acids. The record is from RefSeq and is a predicted model, not a curated record. Gene Ontology annotation, biological process: cell division. Gene Ontology annotation, cellular component: anaphase-promoting complex. Gene Ontology annotation, molecular function: protein binding. The transcript has 3 exons.